AAAAAUGAGAUAAGAGGAAAGAGGAAAGAGGAGGAGUUUCAGUGUUAAGCUUCUUGUCAACCAACUGUCAUCUAAACGGUAAGUCAAGUUAACCAAUUUAAUUAACCUUUUUCUUGGUGAUUGACUAAUUGUUAUCCAAUUAAUUAAGUGAAACAAUCAACUGUGUCCACUUAAAUUGCAUCGCUAUCAACAAUUUAUUCUGCUGCCCCAUUUCUCAGUGAAUAACCUGAUUAACUUUUUCUCUCUCUCUCUCUUUUUGUCUAUGAGAACCUUGUUUAUACCAACCUCAGAAUAUUUUUCUUCUCUCUCCUCUCUUCCAGUUUUCGCUUUUUUUAACCUUUUUCCCUCUCUCUUUUUUCUUUCUCUUUCUCUCUCCUGCUCUUUAUUUUGCUUUUUCUCUUUCUCUAAUAUCUUUGGUUGAUUCUCUGAGAGAAUUUCUCUCUAUUUUACCUCCUCUGUCCUUUCAUUCUAUUGUGUGAGAGUAUCUAAGCAUCUUGAAUUACAUAACUGCUGCUGUUGAUUGUGUUUUCAUCUUUCGCUCCCUCUCUUUUUUUCUGGUUCUCUCUUUCUUCUAUCAUCUUUGUUUUGAUUCUCUUACUUUAUUUGCCACUAGUGACCAAUUGUGAACAAUUUUAUUACCUCUAGUGUUUACUGUUCUCACUCACUUUGUCUCUCUCGCUCAAUAUCUGCACUCAAUCUCUGAGCAACAUAAAAAAUUCUCUUCAAUUUUGGCUGAUAUUUCCUUUCCACUGUGAAUUAAAUCAACAACAAUUUUUUUAUUCUUCGUUCUUUUCUCUACUUAACCUUCAACAUCUACUUGUAAAUCGUUUACUUCUUCACCUUCAUCGUUCAUUUUCCUUUACUGUUCGUGUUGGUCAAAUGUUCUCACCUUUCUUCUUAUCAUCUCUAUUCUUUCACCCAGUAUUUGUGUUCAGGAGAAGACUUAAUUUUAUCGUUCAAAAUGGAAGCCAAAGUAAGAACAGUUCGUUAUUAAAGUGAUUACAAAGAUUCCAUCUUAUAAUUUUGUUCUGUGAAACCAAAGGAAAAAAAAGAGAGAAAAAAAGAGAUAUUCAUCAACCAUUCAUUCUCACCUCUUGAAAACCCUUAACAACAGUCACACAUACAUUACAAUAUCCUUGUAACAACAACAUAAAAAAAAGAGGGAAGAAAAUGAAAUUACUGGAAAGUACUAAAUUUGAAGCUCUCAAUUCAGCUUUGAGAAUUCAUACCGGACAAUUUACUAUUGUCGGACGAGUUGAAAGCUACUCUUGCAAACUUGCUGGUAAUGAUAAAAGAUUAUACAAAACAAUGAGAGCCGAACCUGGAACAACCUUUGCAGAUCUUCACGCUCUCUCUCCACCACAGAGUAUACAAUCUUUUUCCUUCAGUCCAGCCCGAAGUUUGAGCUACAGUGAUGAUGGUGGUGAAGGUAAUGGUCACCUUUGUGAUACAAUAUCUCGUAAAACCUUAUUCUAUCUCAUCUCUACGUUGAAUUCAUCAUUUCAACCUGAUUAUGAUUUCAGUGAUGCUAAAAGCGAUGAAUUUAGUAAGGAACCAAGUUUACGUUGGGUUAUGAGUGCUGUUGAUUCAAAUUUUUUAUCAACUUCGGCUCAUCAAGCAUUUGCUGCCAUUCGAAGUCAACUUUGGUCUGCAAUUGAUGCAGAAAUAAAUUGCUCCGAGUGUGAAAUUUACAGUUACAAUCCUGAUUUAAGUUCAGAUCCUUACGCGGAAGAUGGUAGCCUCUGGUCAUUCAACUAUUUUUUCCACAACAAAAAGUUGAAACGUAUUGUUUUUUUCACAUGUACGGCUUACCGAGAACUGAGCGGAAGUGAAUCCGAUGAAGAAGGGAUUGAAGACAUGCAUACAAUUGAUUUAAGCGAUUAGUUGGACAAGACCGACAGAAAUUUCAUCUACCUAUGAGGGUAGUAAUACAUUAAACAAUAUCCAGUAGUCUAUGGAUACAAUUUGGAUGUGUGAACAUAACUAAUAGUUUCAUCACCUGAACAAAAAGUAAUCAUUUUCUUGAAGGAAAGUCAACAAAAAAAAAUUCGUCAUAACAACAAUAACAACAGAGAUAAAUUAACAUUAAUUGUUCCUCCAACUUGAUACCCCAUCACGAUUCAAUCUUUAAGGAUAAUUAAAUGUUCAAUGAAAUUUACUCUUCACCUUCAUACAUCUUUAAAAUAUGCACAACAUCAACAACAACAUCAACCUUACGUAAUAAUAGUUUCUUAUUUUUUAAUCUCUAAUGUUUAGUUUAACUUCAAUCUCAGAUUAAAUUAACACAAUUUAUUUUUCUGAUUUUCUUAAACUUCAUAUUGUAUAACUCAUACAACAACAACAACAACAAAAACAACAAAGACCAAAACAUAAUCUUCAUUAAUCAACAUUUCAACAAACUCUCUCAUAUUACCCCUUCCCAAUACACAAACAUAUUACUUAUCUAACCAAAACAAAAUCCAAAUAAUUUGUUUAUUAUCUUAAUUAACCCGGUUGACAAUAAUUACAAAUCCUGCAAACUCAUAUGUGUACCAAUGUUGAUUUAAUUGUUAAUCAUCAUCAUGUUUAUCAUCAAUAUGUAUACCCAUUAAUUUGCUUUCUCUGGUCUCAUUUAACAAACGAAAAAAAAAUAAUGUUGAUGUUUUAUUUUAUUCAUUAUUGUAUUUACCUCUAGUAUCAAAUGAUAAUCAUUAAAAUGACAAAUUCAAGAAAACAAAAAAA
This is a messenger RNA of Panonychus citri (citrus red mite), 2721 nucleotides long. RefSeq names its product repressor of RNA polymerase III transcription MAF1 homolog (gene Maf1). The record is from RefSeq and is a predicted model, not a curated record. The transcript has a single exon. Gene Ontology annotation, cellular component: nucleus. Gene Ontology annotation, biological process: negative regulation of transcription by RNA polymerase III. Gene Ontology annotation, molecular function: RNA polymerase III core binding. Lineage: Eukaryota; Metazoa; Arthropoda; Arachnida; Trombidiformes; Tetranychidae. The coding region runs from base 1171 to 1884 and encodes 237 amino acids.